AUGCGUGCGAGUGAGCUGGGGGGGGUCGUGAGGCGAGUCGAGGCGGUGCUGCCUGCGCCCACCUGUGCUGCCUGCGCCCACCUGUGCUGCCUGCGCCCACCUGUGCUGCCUGCGCCCACCUGUGCUGCCUGCGCCCACCUGUGCUGCCUGCGCCCACCUGUGCUGCCUGCGCCCACCUGUGCUGCCUGCGCCCACCUGUGCUGCCUGCGCCCACCUGUGCUGCCUGCGCCCACCUGUGCUGCCUGCGCCCACCUGUGCUGCCUGCGCCCACCUCAAUAUACUGAAACGGUGCUUUCUCGUCCUCUUGCUCUCUCCAACCCCUUUCCCCACUCCCACCCCUCUCUCUCCCAACCCUCUCUCUCCCACCCCUCUCUCUCCCACCCCUCUCUCUCCCACCCCUCUCUCUCCCACCCCUCUCUCUCCCACCCGUCUCUCUCCCACCCCUCUCUCUCCCACCCCUCUCUCUCUCACCCCCUCUCCCACCCCUCUUGCUCCCACCCCUUUCUCUCUCACCCCUCUUGCUCCCACCCCUUUCUCUCUCACCCCUCUCUCUCCCACCCCUCUCUCUCCCACCCCUCUCUCUCCCACCCCUCUCUCUCCCAACCCUCUCUCUCCCACCCCUCUCUCUCCCACCCCUCUCUCUCCCACCCCUCUCUCUCCCACCCCUCUCUCUCCCACCCCUCUCUCUCCCACCCCUCUCUCUCCCACCCCUCUCUCUCCCACCCCUCUCUCUCUCACCCCUCUCUCUCCCACCCCUCUCUCUCCCACCCCUCUCUCUCCCACCCCUCUCUCUCCCAACCCUCUCUCUCCCACCCCUCUCUCUCCCACCCCUCUCUCUCCCAACCCUCUCUCUCCCACCCCUCUCUCUCCCACCCCUCUCUCUCCCACCCCUCUCUCUCCCACCCCUCUCUCUCCCACCCCUCUCUCUCCCACCCCUCUCUCUCCCACCCCUCUCUCUCCCACCCCUCUCUCGCCCCUCUCUCUCCCACCCCUCUCGCUCCCACCCCUCGCCUGCCAUCCAAUCGCAUCGCAGUGCUCUGCUCAUCAGCUUCCCCUCACAUGCCCUUCGCAUGCUCCUCCCAUCACAUCACAUGCUCCUCCCAUCACAUCACAUGCUCCUCCCUUCACAUCACAUGCUCCUCCCAUCACAUCACAUGCUCCUCCCUUCACAUCACAUGCUCCUCCCUUCACAUCACAUGCUCCUCCCUUCACAUCACAUGCUCCUCCCAUCACAUCACAUGCUCCUCCCAUCACAUCACAUGCCUCUCACAUGCCUCUCACCAUGCCAGCCGCGUGCUGGGGGGGGGCGACAUCAAGAUAGUGAAGCGGCGCGACCUGGCGGAGGCGGGGGGGCGGGUGGGCGAGGAGAAGCAGUUCUGCGCGCUCAAGCACAGCGAGUGGCUGCGCUGCCUCCGAGAGGAGCUCAUGCUGCUGCGGAUCGAGCGACAGAACAGCAUCCUGGACUACACGCCCUCCCACCGCCCCUCCCCCGCGUCCCCCUCCCUGCGCCUCGCGGACUUCCCUUCCCCUUCCCCUCCGCCGCUCGCCUCCCACUCCUUCCCCGCCCACACCAGCAGCCCCAGCAGCAACGACGCCACUGCCUGGCUGGCAGGGGGCCGGCCGUGGGAGCAGCAGCAGCAAGGGAUGGCGGGCGAGGGGGCGAUGGGGGCGCGCAUGAGGGCAAUGGGUGCUGCUGAUGGCAUGAGGGCAACGGGUGCUGCUGAUGGCAUGAGGGCAAUGGGUGCUGCUGAUGGCAUGAGGGCAAUGGGUGCUGCUGAUGGCAUGAGGGCAAUGGGUGCUGCUGAUGGCAUGAGGGCAAUGGGUGCUGCUGAUGGCAUGAGGGCCAUGGGUGCUGCUGAUGGCAUGAGGGCCAUGGGUGCUGCUGAUGGCAUGAGGGCAAUGGGUGCUGGUGAUGGCAUCUUCCCUGCGCUGCCUGCCUCUGCCUCCCCGUGGUCACCAGUAGCAGCAGCAGCAGGUGGAGGGGCUGGAGGGGCGGCGAGUUGCAGUCCUGUGCAGCGCAGCAUGAGCAUGGCGCCCACCAGGGCGCUGCAGCAAGCCGAUGCAAGGCUAGCCAAGCGCCCUCUGCCCGUGCCUCUCCCCGUGUUCAGCCCGCGGGCAAGCGUGCCCGGUGGGUCCCUGACCGAUUUGGACCAUGAAGCGGGCGGCAGCGGGCGGCAAGCAGCGAUGGUGGCGGCAGAGGCGGCAGCAACGGGUGGGCAGCGCAUGGUGCGCAUGUGGGAGCGCUUGAAACGCAUCAUGCCGCCGCCCAGAGGUUCCGACCUUGAGCUGCCAGCGGGGAUGACGCUGGUGGAGGCGCUGCUGGCGGGCCGUGUGCCGCGCAACCAGAGGGGCGCCGCCUGGGUCGCCAUCGCCACCGCCCACCCUCAUGACGCCCUGGCGGAUGGCAGCAGCUACGCCUCUCUGCUCAUGCAGCCCUCCGCCUCCGCCAAUGAGCUCCCCACCCCCACACACACGCUCUCAUGGCAGGUCACACAGACGCUCAAGUGGCAGGCCACACAGACGCUCAAGUGGCAGGCCACACAGACGCUCAAGUGGCAGGCCAUAGAGACGCUCAAGUGGCAGGCCACACAGACGCUCAAGUGGCAGGCCACACAGACGCUCAAGUGGCAGGCCACACAGACGCUCAAGUGGCAGGCCACACACACGCUCAAGUGGCAGGCCACACACACGCUCAAGUGGCAGGCCACACAGACGCUCAAGUGGCAGGCCACACAGACGCUCAAGUGGCAGGCCACACACACAGUUCCCCCUCCACCUUUCUGCUCGCGCUUGUCGUUGCAUACCCCAUCCCUCCCAUUCACUCCAUUCCCCCCCAUCCCUCUCAUUUCCCCCAUUACCCCCAUCCCACCAUUCCCUCCAUUACCCCCAUUCCCCCCAUUCCUCCCUCCCUCCCCCCCCCCCACCGGGCGCAGGGAAAUAGAGCGGGACGUGAACCGCACCUUCCCCAACCACCGCCUCUUCCAGGAGGAGAGGGGCGCCGGCCAGCAGUCGCUCUUCAACGUCAUCAAGGCCUACUCCGUGUUGGACAAGGAGGUCGGCUACUGCCAGGUAACUUCCCCUUGCCUUGCCCUCUCUCCCUCUUCUCGCCCUCUUUCCCUCCUUUUCCCCUUUCUUGUCACACAUGCCUCCACUCCACUGCCUCUUCCCCUCCCCAUCCCCCACACCCCACAUCUCUCUCUCUUCCUCUCUGCCCCGUUGCCUCUGCCUGCCUCCAUCACUCCCCCCCACCACGCCAUCAUCUCCGCUGCCCAUGUGUGCUGCACUGCACGGUGCAUCUUGCGUCUGCAAGUGCGCAUGUAUCAGCUCACGCAGCUGCUCAUCCACACGCUGCCACGCGUGCAUGCCUUCUUCGAACACCUCGACAUCAAACCUGUGAUGUAUGCGGCAGACUGGUUCCUCACUCUCUUCGCGCGCACCAUGCCUCACUACCUCGUCUUCCGCGUCUUCGACAUCAUCCUCGCGGAGCAGACCACGGCCAUUGUCUUCAAGCUCGCCAUCGUUCUCCUGCAGGUAUUUGCCCUCCCGCCUCAUCUCAACUCCUCCCACCUCCGCCCACCUCCUCCCACCUCUUCCCACCUCUUCCCUUGCCCCACUGCACUACCAUCCCUCCCUCCUCCUUUUCCCACCCACUUCCCAUCACCCACCUCUCCUCUCCUCCUACAAACCGCCUCCUCGCAUCCCUAUUUCCCAUUCCCCUCCACCGUCCCCUCUCCCCAUUCCCUCCUCCCAUCCCCUCUCCCCGUUCCCCUUCCCAUUUCCUUCCCCCCAACACCCCUCCCCACCGGUACCCCACCGGUACCCCACCGGUACCCUCCCCACACCAGGCGGCAGCUGCAGCAGUGCCCGGAGAUGGAGUACGCCAUGUGCCUGCUGCGCACCGAGCUGCCCGCGCAGCUUAAGGAGGUGAGCGAGGAGGAGAUGGAGGAGCUGGUGUGCAAGGCCAUGCGGGUGGACUUGCCCUUUGAGAGCCUGCUGCGACUCGAAGCAGACGCAGUCCCUUCCUCUCCAUCUGCAUCCUUCCUCUCCAUCUGCAUCCUUCCUCUCCAUCUGCAUCCUUCCUCUCCAUCUGCAUCCUUCCUCUCCAUCUGCAUCCUUCCUCUCCAUCUGCAUCCUUCCUCUCCAUCUGCAUCCUUCCUCUCCAUCUGCAUCCUUUCUCUCCAUCUGCAUCCUUCCUCUCCAUCUGCAUCCUUCCUCUCCAUCUGCAUCCUUCCUCUCCACCUGCAUCCUUCCUCUCCAUCUGCAUCCUUCCUCUCCAUCUGCAUCCUUCCUCUCCACCUGCAUCCUUCCUCUCCAUCUGCAUCCUUCCUCUCCAUCUGCAUCCUUUCUCUCCAUCUGCAUCCUUCCUCUCCACCUGCAUCCACCUCUCUUGGGUCUCCCUAUCCCCAGUACGAUCUGCUGGCGGGGGAGGCAGCAGCGGCGGCGAGGGACGUGCAGGCAGCGGCAGAGGCGAGUGAGGCGGCGGCCCUCUCGUGGGGCGCCAACCGGCAGCAGCUGGAGGCCCGACUCUGCCAUGCCACGCUCGCACUGAAGCAGGGCGAGCGCCUGGCAGCGCACAUCACAGCCGCCCUCGCCCUUUCUGAUUCUGCCCGUCACUCUUCCUCCUACCCUUCCCCGUGCUCACCACCACCGCCUGCCGAUACGAAGCCCCACACUUGUUCAUCCACCGUAAGCAGCCACGCGUCUGCCUCUCAUGCGUCUGCCUGUGCUUUGCAUGCUGCCCUGCACAUGGGUAAUGGUGUGGGCGGACCCCCAGAGAGCAGUCAUGAGCCCCAGGUCACAAGGGACAGCAGUGGAGGGGGAAUGCGGAGUGGCCGGGCUGGAGGGGGCGGCUGUUUGCUGGUGAAUGGCAGUGGGGUGGGGGGGCUUGAAGGUUCACGACCUGAGUGCUUGAAUGGUGCUUCGUGCACCGAGGAGGGACGGCGGCCCUUGGAGGGCGGAGAGGGAGAGGAGAGGGUGUGUGAGGGGCAGGGAGUGUGUGAGGAGGAGGGAGUGUGUGAGGAGGAGGGAGCAUGUGAGGAGGAGGGAGCAUGUGAGGAGGAGGGAGCAUGUGAGGAGGAGGGAGCAUGUGAGGAGGAGGGAGCAUGUGAGGAGAGCCUACCAUUGGAGGAGAGAGUGCAGCUGUGGGAGGAGCGGGUGGCAGUGGUGGGAGGAGGGAGCAGCACGGUGGAGGUGCUGAGAGCAGUGAGAGCGGCGCACCACCAGUGGGUGCAGCUGGGGCUGGCGCUGGCACUGGCAGAGCGCGAGGUGGCGUGCCGCCUCGACAUGGGCGCGCCGCCGCCGCCCACUGACUCUUCUUUUGAGUGGAGUCAAAAGCGCCUCCUGGACAUGGGCGUGCCAGUCAGUGACUCUUCAGCCGCGCUGGGGGCUCUCAUGGGAGGAGGGGUGCAUGAGCUGGUGGUUGUGGAGGAGGCGGGGGGCUGUGUGGGGGAGAAUGGAGCGCAUGGGCGUGGCAGCAUGCGACAGUACGAUGCAGUGAAGAGAUUAUGA
Molecule: messenger RNA, 5508 nt
Organism: Closterium sp. NIES-65
Lineage: Eukaryota; Viridiplantae; Streptophyta; Zygnematophyceae; Desmidiales; Closteriaceae
Source: the annotation of a GenBank genome assembly